AUGUCGGAUGAUAACGAUCAAAUUAAUGCGCCACCAGAUGAUUUUGGUUUUGAUGAUGAUACGAAAGCUGAUGAAUCAUUAUUUGUAUCAGCUUUAUCACCAGCAACUGUUGAUAUAGCUUUAAGUGGUGAAGAAGAUGAUGAAGAUGAAAAUCCAUUUGGAGAUCAACCACCAAGAGAAAAAACAGCAACAAAUACAACAAAUGUCGUCGAAUCAGCUGUUGAUAAUGAGAAAAAUUCAUCUCCACCAGAAAAAGCAAUGACUAAUAUUGAUGAAGAUGAUGACGAUAUAUUCGGUGUGAAAACUACGAGCACUACUGCACCAUUGUUAACAACUGCUCCAUCACAAAUAUCUGUUACUGAACCAACACCACCAUCACCACCACCAGCAUCAACAUCAACAUCAGCAAAUAAAGAGAAUACGAUGUUUGAUAUUGAUUCAGAUGUUAAGUCACCAACACCUGUACGAUCCAUACCAUCCUAUGACAGUCAGAUAUCGUCAUCAACACCAAUAUCAAAGAAUGUUCUUAGUGGAACUGUAACAACAAAUCAACCAGCACAAAAACGUGCGGAUCAUCUUGAUAUUGAGAUUACUGUUAGUGAUCCAGCUAAAGUUGGUAGUGGUAUGUCAUCAUAUAUGACUUAUCGUAUAAUAACAAAAACAACAUUAUCAAUGUUUAAAAAAUCAGAAUUUUCCGUAAAUCGACGUUUUAGUGAUUUUCUUGGUUUACAUGCUAAAGUUGUCAAUAAACAUUUACAUUCAGGUAUAAUUAUCCCAUCACCACCUGAAAAAGAUUCUUUAUCAAUGGCAAAAGUUAAAAUGUCAUCAAAAGAAGAAGCUGUACCAACUGAUUUUAUUGAUCGUCGUCGUGGUUUAUUAGAACGUUAUUUAAAUCGUUUAGUACAAAAUUCGAAAUUAGUUGAAGAUAGUGAUGUACGAGAUUUUCUUGAAAUAUCAACUGAUUUACCUAAAUCAACAAAUACACAAGCACUGAGUGGUGCUGGAGUUUUACGUGCAGUAACAAAUAUAUCAAAUACAGUAACAAAAUUAGGAGCUAAAACAAGUGAACAAGAUCAAUGGUUUGAAGAAAAACAUAAUGCUGUACUUGAUUUACAUGGAGAUUUAAAACAUAUAUAUAAUCAUUUUAAUACAUUAUUUUCUCAACGUAAAGAAGCUGGACAUUCCUUAAAACAAUUCUCAGCAGCUAUUAAUCAUUUAGCUACAACUGAAGAAUAUACAUUAUUAUCUAGUGCAUUAAUUGAAUUAGCUAAUUUGGAAGAAAAAAUUGAACAAAUUAAUAAUGAACAAUCUUUAAAAGAAUAUACAACAAUAACAGAAUUAAUUAAAGAAUAUGUUUCAUUAUUAGAUAUGGUCCAAUUAGCAUUUCAUGAACGUAUUAAAAUUCAUCAACAAUGGUUACAUGCUGAAGAUACAUUGAAACAAAAACGUGAAACAAAAACGAAAUUAGAACAAACACCUAAAGGUGCUGAUAAACUUCCUCGUGCUGAAAUGGAAAUACAAGAAUGGGAAGGUAAAGUUGAACGUGGUAAAGAAAGUUUUGAAAGUAUAUCAUCAACAAUCAAACAAGAAAUGGAGGCGUUCGAAGAAACACGUAUUGAUGAUUUUAAAAAAGCAUUUAAUAAUCAUUUAAAAAAUGCUUUAGAUGAACAAGAAAAAAUUUUACAAAUUUGGGAAGCAUAUUUACCUGAAGUUAAUAAAAUUAAUAUAUAA
Adineta steineri is the source of this 1731-nucleotide messenger RNA. The record is from the annotation of a GenBank genome assembly. NCBI's taxonomy places the organism in Eukaryota, Metazoa, Rotifera, Eurotatoria, Adinetida, Adinetidae.